UUACUUUGACCCUUCAUAAACAUCCUGGUGGCAGAUAUGAUUGAGAGUCAUGGGAGGAUCCCACCAAUCAAUGUCCGUGUGACCUAUGCCCUUGGAAUAGUCACCCUUUUCCCCAAUUUGAAGGAUAAGGCCUCACCAACUGGAUACGAACAUUACUAUGAUCCUCACAGUGGCCAAGGUUACUUGGCCUACAGAUUGAAAACAGUUCAGCGCAAUACCACAAGUAAUUUCAAGAGGAGCCCCAAGUCUGCUGAUCAACAUGGCCCUAAGACCCAGCGUGAGACAUCUACAUCUGAGCAGCUGUCAGGUGAUGAAUGCAGAGAAGUGAUGUCUGUGAUGAAGCAUUCAGCAGACCAACCAGUUGUGAGGGAGAAAAUGAAGGCAACCUUCAAGCACCGUCAGAGUAUGCUACACGAUCCAGACCAGUCUUCAGUCAUCCUAGAUCACUUCCCCCGAUUCUUGGAUACACCAGGCUUGAUUAACCAAGACUUCACAAUGCUAUUUGGAGAAGACGUCUCGGGCAAGUUUAUCGUGAAAUGGCCAACGUUCUACAAACCUAGGAUUAUCACUGUCUGCGAAAGCCUUCGCCCUGGUACUCAUGUGGAUGACCUUCUCUCUGCUCAAGAGGAAAUGAAUGAUUAUGGAUGGGACAGUGACUUGGCAGCUAUCCUCCUGCUUAUUCAUCUCUUGCCUCCAACCGCAAAAGGGAAAAGACAUGGGAAGAUCAGUGCCACUGAAGCUACUGACCAUGUGGUCAAGUUCAUGAAGGUGGGGACAAGCAUGGUGACAUUCCUUGACAGAGUUGGAUCAGCACAGCCCUUUCUCCUCUGUGUUGGAGAAAAGAAGAGUAGUAUCCAAAAGUUCUAUGUCAUCCUCGAUCAGAAGGCCAUCCCCUGUAUGGCGCAGACAGCUGUGGCUGCCUUCGACGAACUGUUUAAGGCCCACUUUGUCUUUGCUCAGAUCUCGGCGCCCUGGCCUGCAUGGCCAGAUCUUCAAAAGGUGCGACAAACCGACGACUGCGCCAAACUGCGCUACAGUAGAGUCUACGACACCAGGCACAAGGUCAGACCCCUACCCGAGUUACAGCCCGGGACCAGUGUUGCAGUAAAGCUUGACAAUGAGAAGGGCUACACUAAAUCGGCGUCAGUGGUGCAGAAGUGCGGCACACCACAGUCAUACAUCGUACAGAUGGCGAAAGGAAAGCUCCGAAGGAACAGGCACCACCUCAGACCCAUCCUAUGGGCCCCAAUGGCGCGUCCACAAGAACAGAGACUCAAAGACACAGUGGUAGAACGCCGCCUGUAA
Molecule: messenger RNA, 1305 nt
Organism: Sardina pilchardus (European sardine)
Lineage: Eukaryota; Metazoa; Chordata; Actinopteri; Clupeiformes; Clupeidae
Exons: 11
Coding region: 37-1305 (422 amino acids)
Source: RefSeq, a predicted model, not a curated record